AUGGAUUCAGACGACGACUUCAACAGCUCCCAGGCGAGCCAGGACGAGUUUAUGGAGGACAGCGGUGCUGACUUUGACGAUGAUUCCGAUUUGGACAUGGAUGACCAAGACGUGGGGUUUGAGAGUCAGGACAAGGACAUCAAACCGACCAAGCAAGCCUACGAGACCGAGUUCAAAGUAUUCGACCCCCCCCAGAUACAAGAUUCGCAGGAUAAGCAGAUUGCCGAGGUCUCCAACAUUCUUGUACAACCACCCGAAGCCACGGCUAUCCUCCUCCGGCACUUGCGAUGGAACAAGGAGCGCUUGAUUGACCAAUACAUGGAAAAGCCCGAAGAGGUGUUGGAGAACGCUGGUCUGGGCGAAUCUUCCGAGGCAAACCCUCCUAAGAUCACCAAAGUCAAGGGCUUCAUGUGCGACAUUUGUUGCGAGGAUGGUUCUGACCUGGACACCUUUGCUAUGAAAUGCAAUCAUCGUUUUUGCGUGGAUUGCUAUAGGCAGUAUCUAUACACCAAGAUCAAGGACGAAGGCGAAGCUGCCCGCAUUCGGUGUCCCGGUGACAAAUGCAACAGGGUAGUGGACUCUAAAUCGCUGGAUUUGCUGGUUGGCGAUGAUCUCCGCGACAGAUACCACGAGCUUCUUACCCGCACCUACGUCGAUGAUAAGGAGAACCUUCGAUGGUGCCCCGCACCAAACUGCGUCUACGCUGUUGAAUGUUCGGUGAAGGAUCGAGAACUUCCCCGGGUCGUCCCGACGGUACACUGUGAUUGUGGACACUACUUCUGCUUUGGCUGCUCUCUGAACGACCAUCAACCUGCCCCUUGUGGCUUGGUUAAGAAAUGGCUUAAGAAGUGUGAGGAUGAUUCCGAGACGGCCAAUUGGAUAUCGGCAAACACCAAAGAGUGUCCAAAGUGUCAAUCAACCAUCGAAAAGAACGGAGGUUGCAACCACAUGACAUGCAGGAAAUGUCGCAAUGAGUUCUGCUGGAUGUGCAUGGGCGUAUGGUCCGAACACGGUACCAGCUGGUACAAUUGCAACCGUUUCGAGGAGAAGAGCGGCUCCGAAGCUAGGGAUGCUCAAGCCAAAUCCAGGCAGUCACUUGAGCGAUACUUGCAUUAUUAUAAUCGUUACGCCAAUCACGAACAAUCGGCAAAGUUAGACAAAGACAUCUACCUCAAGACGGAAAAGAAGAUGCAGCAACUACAAAACAGCACAGGCAUGUCAUGGAUCGAAGUCCAAUAUCUCGAUACCGCUUCGCAGGCCCUUCAGCAGUGUCGACAGACGCUCAAGUGGACUUACGCCUUUGCGUACUACCUCGCACGCAACAACCUAACCGAAAUCUUCGAGGACAACCAGAAAGAUCUGGAGAUGGCUGUUGAGAACUUGUCGGAGAUGUUUGAGAAGCCGAUUGAUCAACUGCAGGGGCUCAAAGUUGAUAUGAUGGACAAGACAGCGUAUUGCAAUAAGCGCCGCAUCAUAUUGCUCAACGAUACAGCUGAGAACCUAAAGCAAGGUAAUAUCUUUCCCUCAUCCCUCCUUUUUUAUUGGAUAAUUAACAACGCAACAGGUAACUGGGAAUUCAUCGUGUCACUCACGUGA
Molecule: messenger RNA, 1596 nt
Organism: Periconia digitata
Lineage: Eukaryota; Fungi; Ascomycota; Dothideomycetes; Pleosporales; Periconiaceae
Source: the annotation of a GenBank genome assembly